AUGUCUGCUCCAUUAGACGCUUCCAGACUGGAAAUCACUCCAGUGGCCACCCCAUCCAAACUAAGACCAAACGAUGAAUUAGUUUUCGGUAAGACUUUCACCGAUCACAUGUUGACCAUUGAAUGGACCUCUACUGAAGGUUGGGGAAACCCUCAAAUCAAACCUUACGGUAACUUGUCUCUAGACCCAUCCUCCGUGGUCUUCCAUUAUGCUUUCGAAUUAUUCGAAGGUAUGAAGGCUUACAGAACAGAAGAUGAUAAGAUCACUAUGUUCCGUCCAGAUAUGAAUAUGAUCCGUAUGAACAAAUCCGCCGCUAGAAUUUGUCUACCAACUUUUGAUGGUGAACAAUUGAUCGAAUUGAUCGGUAAAUUGAUCGAACAGGAUAAGCAUAUGGUUCCUCAAGGUCAAGGUUACUCUCUAUAUAUUAGACCAACUUUGAUUGGUACCACUCCAACUUUAGGUGUUUCCACCCCAGAUAGAGCCUUACUGUUUGUUAUUUGUUCCCCAGUCGGUCCAUAUUACAAGACUGGGUUCAAAGCUGUUAGAUUGGAAGCUACCGAUUACGCUACUAGAGCUUGGCCAGGUGGUGUUGGUGACAAGAAAUUGGGUGCCAACUAUGCUCCUUGUGUCUUACCUCAAUUACAAGCAGCUGAAAGAGGUUACCAACAAAACUUGUGGUUGUUUGGCCCAGAACAUAACAUUACUGAAGUUGGGACCAUGAACGCAUUCUUUGUGUUCAAGGAUAACAAGACAGGUAAGAAAGAAUUGGUUACCGCUCCAUUGGAUGGUACCAUCUUGGAAGGUGUCACUAGAGAUUCCAUUUUACAUCUAUGUAGGGAAAGAUUGGAUUCUAAUGAAUGGGAAGUUAACGAACGUUAUUGUACCAUUGAUGAAGUGGCUGAAAAAUCCAAGAAGGGUGAAUUGGUGGAAGCCUUUGGUUCAGGUACCGCCGCAGUGGUUUCUCCAAUUAAGGAAAUUGGUUGGAAGGGUGAAGAAAUUAACGUCCCAUUAUUACCUGGUGAACAAUCUGGUCCAUUGACUAAACAAGUGGCUGAAUGGGUUGCUGCCAUUCAAUAUGGUAAGGAAAAGCAUGGUAAUUGGACCAGAGUCAUUGCUGAUUUGAACUGA
Messenger RNA from Naumovozyma castellii, 1128 nucleotides. RefSeq names its product branched-chain-amino-acid transaminase BAT2 (gene BAT2). The transcript has a single exon. The coding region runs from base 1 to 1128 and encodes 375 amino acids. NCBI's taxonomy places the organism in Eukaryota, Fungi, Ascomycota, Saccharomycetes, Saccharomycetales, Saccharomycetaceae. The record is from RefSeq and is a predicted model, not a curated record.